Molecule: messenger RNA, 627 nt
Organism: Seriola aureovittata
Lineage: Eukaryota; Metazoa; Chordata; Actinopteri; Carangiformes; Carangidae
Product: adhesion G protein-coupled receptor E5-like
Exons: 5
Coding region: 1-627 (208 amino acids)
Biological process (GO): adenylate cyclase-activating G protein-coupled receptor signaling pathway; cell surface receptor signaling pathway
Cellular component (GO): membrane
Molecular function (GO): G protein-coupled receptor activity
Source: RefSeq, a predicted model, not a curated record
AUGGCCGGGCUUCUCCACUUCUUAGUUAUUGCCAGUUUUGUGUGGAUGCUGCUGGAGGCCCUGCAGCUCCACCUGCUGGUCCGAAGGCUCUCCAAGGUGCAGGUCAUCCAGAGGGAUGGCCUCCCUCGGCCAAUUCUCUACCUGAUUGGCUAUGGGGUUCCAUUUGUGAUCGUGGGUGUUUCUGCACUGGUGUAUUCUGAUGGAUAUGGUGCUACUGAGGCAGAGGUGUGCUGGCUCUCAAGACGGCGCAAUUUCAACUGGGCUUUAACAGGGCCCGUGAUUUUUAUGAUUGCAUCUAAUUGGGUGUUGUUCUGUGCUACUCUAUGGAGUCUGAGACCCACCUUGGCCAACAUGAAAAGUGUUGUUUCUCAAUCCAAAGACACCAGGUUGAUUGUGUUCAAGAUCCUGGCCCAGUUUGUCAUACUGGGCUGUACCUGGAUUCUUGGCCUGUACCAGACGAACCUUUUCUUUCAGGUCCUCUUCAUUUUCCUCAACUCCCAGCAGGGCACCUUCCUCUUCAUCGUCCACUGUCUGCUCAAUAAGGAGGUGCGAGAGGAGUACAUUAAAUGGCUGACAUGCUCUUUUGGAAAAGACAGAAAUGUGGUGAGUCCCUGGAAAUGCAAAUGA